AUGGGUGCCUACACAUACGUGUCGGAGUUAUGGAAGAAGAAGCAAUCCGAUGUGAUGCGGUUCCUGCAAAGAGUCCGCUGCUGGGAGUACCGUCAGCUUCCAGCUGUUGUACGUGUCACCCGCCCGACCCGGCCCGACAAGGCCCGCCGCCUCGGAUACAAGGCCAAGCAGGGUUAUGUGGUGUACCGUGUGCGUGUUAGACGUGGUGGGAGGAAGAGGCCUGUACCCAAAGGUAUUGUGUAUGGAAAGCCCACCAACCAAGGUGUUACCCAGCUAAAAUUCCAACGCAGUAAGCGCUCUGUUGCUGAGGAACGCGCUGGACGAAAACUUGGUGGUCUGAGGGUCCUCAACUCUUACUGGAUUAAUGAGGACUCUACUUACAAGUACUUCGAGGUUAUCCUUGUUGACACGGCCCACACUACUAUCCGCAAUGACCCAAGGAUCAACUGGCUCUGCAACCCGGUCCACAAGCACAGGGAGCUUCGUGGGUUGACCUCUGCUGGAAAGAAAUACAGAGGUCUCAGGGGAAGAGGCCACCUGCACCACAAAGCCCGUCCUUCGAGGAGGGCCACCUGGAAGAGGAACCAAACCCUUUCCCUGCGCCGUUACCGUUGA
This is a messenger RNA of Striga hermonthica, 615 nucleotides long. The record is from the annotation of a GenBank genome assembly. NCBI's taxonomy places the organism in Eukaryota, Viridiplantae, Streptophyta, Magnoliopsida, Lamiales, Orobanchaceae.